GAAGGCAUGGAGCAUGAAUUUCCUGAGUUUAACAUGGAAAGGGAUCUAAAAAAUCCUGAAUUGACUAUAGGCAGAAUUUUUAGCAAUAUUUAUGAUUUUAGAGCUGCAGUUAGAAUGUAUUCAAUUUUGAAUGGAUUUGAAGUUACCUUCACUAAGAAUGACAAAGAUAAAGCUGUGGUUAUAUGUUCAAAUAAAUGUGGAUGGAGAAUAUAUGCUAGUGGCUAUAAUGGAAGCAAAGUUACACUUCAAGUGAAGUCCAUUAAAGGCGUACCUCAUAGAUGUCCAUGGUCUUUCAAGAACAAGAGUGCAAAUUCUAGGUGGCUGUCUAGGAUGUUUAUGGAGGACAUUGCUGACCAUCCGGAUAUGAAAGUAAAAGGGUUCAAGAAGAGCAUAAAAAGGAAGUAUAACCUGAACUGUACAAACUCUCAAAUGUAUAGAGCAAGAGAGAAAGCAGAGGAAGCAGUGAAAGGGUCAUGUGCAAAGCAGUAUGCAAGAUUAAGAGACUAUUGUGCUACACUUUUACAAAGAAAUCCAGGUUCAGUGGCAUUUAUUGUAACUGAAAAGUCCAAUAUUUGUAAAAGUCCAAUCUUCAAGAGAAUGUUUGUGAUGUUUACUGCACAAAAAGAAGGUUUUGUAAAUGCAUGUAGGCCUGUAAUAGGACUGGAUGCAUGUCACCUUAAGGGGAUCAUGGGAGGACAGCUUAUGUCUGCAAUUGGUAGGGAUGCUAAUAACCAGAUGUUCCCAAUUGCUAUGGCACUUGUUGAAUCUGAAUGCAAAGAUAGUUGGGGGUGGUUUUUGGACAGCCUUACUGAUGCCAUUGGCACUCCAAUUGAAAGGGGUUGGGUGUUUCUAUCAGAUAGACAAAAGGGAUUAAUUGAUUGCAUUGAGAAUAAGUAUCCUGGAGUGGAGCAUCGAUUCUGUGUUAGACACAUGUAUGCUAAUUUCAAACUGAAAUUCAAGGAUAAGCACCUAAGAGAUUUAAUGUGGGGGGCAGCCAGGGCUUAUUUACCCUGUCAUUAUGAAAGCAAAAUGAGAGAGUUACAUUUAGUAGCCCCAGAAGCACAUGCAUGGCUUAGUUCCAUACCAACUAACCUAUGGGCCAGACACACCUUUUCUCCAAGGACAAAAUGUGACCUUUUAAGUAAUAAUAUAUGUGAGAGCUUCAAUCAAUACAUUAAGGAUGCUAGGGAAGAGCCUAUUUUGACUAUGUUUGAGGCCAUUCGAAGACAGAUUAUGUGCAGAUUUCAAGAAAAAAGAGACUGGAUUCAGAAGGUGAAGUCUCAUAUUUGUCCGAGGAUCUGUCAGAAAAUUGAAGAGAGGAAAAAACAGGUAGCUCAGUUUGAUGCACUUGUGUCUACAAGAGAGGUGUAUGAGGUGACUGGUAUAGUAGGAACUUUUGCUGUUAAUGCAGUUCAAAGGUCUUGCACAUGUAAUGAGUGGGAUAUGACAGGAAUUCCAUGUGUCCAUGCAUGUGCUGGACUUGUGCAAGACAACAAAGAUCCAUAUGCAUAUGUUGAUAAUUGCUACUCAGUAGAAACAUAUGUAAAGGCAUAUGCUGGUGUUGUUAUGCCUAUGCCAGACCAAACAAAUUGGGUGAAUGUUAGCAGUGAUACAUUACUCCCACCUCGUAGGAAGAUAGCUCCAGGCAGGCCUAAGAAAGUUAGAAAAAAGGCUCCAUUGGAGGACUUACAUGUUGGAAAACUAUCUAAAGUAGGGCUGCCAAUUCACUGCAGUCAUUGUGGUCAUACUGACCACAAUGCCAGAAGUUGCAAGGUCACUGGUUGUUCAUUUGUGAGGCAAAGAAAAUCAGUGACUGCACAGAUGCAAGGGCCUACUAAACGAGGAAGAGGAGCUGGUAGAGGCCACUCUACAAAUGCUGAUGCUGCUGUUGAGAGAAAUACUGAUGCUGAUGUUGUGCAAAAUGCUGAUGUGACUAAAUCUACAACUGCAAGAGGCCCAACUAGAGCUAAAAUGAGAGGUAGAGGUAGGGGCAGGGGUAAGGGUAGGGGUUCAGACCAUAACAAUGGGCCACUAUGUGGCAUUGGACUUUGGAAUGGUCAAGGGAUAUCAACAAGUAAAACAUAUAUCCCAUUUGAGUCUAGCAUGAUUCCAAGUACUUCAAAGACUGGCCAGCCCCCUCCAAUCCAACUGUGGACAAGAACACCUACAUCUGGUGCCAAUUUGAGUUCAACUACUGUUGUUGCUCCCACCAGCGUACCAUGUACAAGUUCAAAAGCAACCACUUCAGUAACAACUAAAAGACCAAGAACCAAGUUGGGUGAUGCUAAAACUGGAAGUUCUAAAACCAAUUCAGGUGCUACUAAAACUGGAAUGGUUCAAACCAAGAGUAUUAGAUUUGGAGAUGCUGUGUUUUCUACCCAAGGAUCUUCAACUGCUGCAACUGGACGUUCAACAGUUAUGCGCACACCUGAAUGUGUUUUGAUGUGAAAUGGUGUUGCUGUUGCUAUUUUUGUCAUUACUAGUAUUUGAAGUUACCUUUGCAGCAAUGUUAGAAAUGCUGAUGUUGUUUUUCUUUUCCCAUUAUUUGGACAUGUUCUAGAAUCAUGUUUUGGCUGGGUUCUACUAAAAUGGCCUUUGUUUGGGUGGCCAUGCAGACACAUGCUAAGAUGUAAUCUGAUGUGUAAAAUACUUUUAACUUAAUAUAACUUUCUUUCAUACA
Coffea arabica (coffee) is the source of this 2680-nucleotide messenger RNA. RefSeq lists its product as uncharacterized. NCBI's taxonomy places the organism in Eukaryota, Viridiplantae, Streptophyta, Magnoliopsida, Gentianales, Rubiaceae. The record is from RefSeq and is a predicted model, not a curated record. Gene Ontology annotation, molecular function: zinc ion binding.